Messenger RNA from Spirodela intermedia, 6146 nucleotides. Lineage: Eukaryota; Viridiplantae; Streptophyta; Magnoliopsida; Alismatales; Araceae. The record is from the annotation of a GenBank genome assembly.
AUGGGUGUGGAAUUCACUGGAAACCACGAGAUGGAGAUUGCCGUGGAGGAAAGCGGCUACUUCAGCGACUCCGAGGUUGUCGCCCAUGUCCAGGAAGCCUUACAGUCCGUCGCUCUGGUAAGCAUACACGAUUGGUCUUGAAUCACGGGUGUCUAGGUCUCUCUCUCUUUCUCUAUCUCACUAGUUAAGUAGCCCAUGUUCGUCUUCUCUAUCAUAUUUUUUUCUCAGCCUUUGUCUUAUUUUUGUCAGCGUUAAUUACCUUUUAUGGAUCUGAUUCUUCUGUUAAUUGUGAGGCUUAACUGAAUAAAGAAUUUAAUUUUAAAAGUUUGAUUUUUACUUAAAAGUUUAUGGGGAAUAAUUUGUCACGGUAUGGCUCUUUGCAUGGCGUAGGGUGAUAGGGAGCAGUAUGACUGGCUUUUAUAUGAAGUAUUGUGUCCUACGAAAAGGAUGAGUCCUGAUCAAGAAGCUCUACUUUUGGUAGGGAAAGUUCCUACUUCUUUCUAAACUCAAGAUUUAUAGUUUUUUUGGAAAGCACGUUUUCCAUAUUGUAGUUGUAAGUCGUCUCUUUCUGCUUUCCAGACAACGCUUAGGGCUCUUUCUGGAGCUGUUCCGUACAUAGACGCAGAUUAUCAUCAGUCUUUAUAUUCUUUGGUGAGUCAAAUUUCUGUCCUUCGGCUUUUCUUAUGCUUUCUACAAAUUUGAUUCUCGUUAAUAUUUUUUCUUGUUAGAUUUUUAAAAUGAGCCUAUGGAGGUGUGCGCCUGACGUGAGAGGUGCACUGAUAGAUUUAAUCAUCAGUCUGGUAUGGUCUUCUUAUCUCGAUGGAUAAGCGAUUAUUGACUCCCUGCUAAAUAUGCACUUCUCAUCAUUAAUUUUAUGAAUUAUUACCAGGCUGCUUCAAGUGGUGUAUUCUUGGAUGGGUGCUUGGAUAUGCUCGUUAGAAAUUUUACCCCUCCAAUAAAAUUACAAGAGUCUCUAAGUGAUAACGAAUGGAUCGCAAGAAAGAGCGAUGUCGUUGACUGUGUGAUGUCAGCACUGCAACAUAUCACUGACUUGGUCCCUCUUUCUCCUAUGAGGCUCUGGCCAAAAAUCGUGCGGGAAAUGCCAAAAUCAACUCGCAAGAAGGUAUUUAGAAACCUCUGAUGUUAGUUUUUAUGAGCGUUGAUUAGAAUGAUUUACCUGAAAUUCGUUGUAAUUCGAGAAAAGAAAUUAAACAUGUGAUAUAUUGGUUGAAAAAAAAAAUUGCAACUUAAAUUUAUGAUUUUUAUACCUGGAUGAAACUUCAUUCAAUAUAUGCAUUCUUUCUCUAAUUUCUCAUAUUUUUGUGAUAUUAUCGUCGGUAUUCUUGGUCAGGAAUGAGAAUAGGAGCCAAUAUGUUUACUGUUCCAAGUACAGGCGAAGUUUUCCAUAAUCCUUUUUCCUGCAAGUCUAUAUUUUCUCCUGCCUGCUAUUCUCAACGAUUACGUGCUUCUCUAUUCAUCUCGUGGUGAUUGUUCUGUCACCUAUAUACCUGUCUUGGUCAUGGGAGAACAUCUUUUUCUUGGCUUUGGCUAUUUGCAAUUCUAUGCUGCUCUUUCAGCCAUGAGAGAACGACUUAUUUUUGGCUUUGACUGCUGAUAUGCUGUUAUGAUAUCAAUGCAUAAAAUCCUAAACAUAUUUUCCGGUUUUUACAGGAUCUCUUGUUAUACGUGGAAUGCAUGCUACGAUUGGAGAGGAGCAUGAUUGGAAAAUUUGUUGGAAGCUUAUUGCUGAAAGCAUUGAUGGAUCGGCUGCUAGAUUUGGAUGUUAGUUUUUUUAUGUUUUAUUUUUAUCUUGUUACUUUUGGAUACUUGUUUUAUCCAUUCUAGGCUUUUGAUUUGUUUCUAAAUUUUAUAGACGGAUAUUAGUUGGGAAGAUAUAGCUCAGGAAGAUAAUAGCAGAGGAAUAUUUGACAUGGAGCUUGAAGAUGUACAAGAGAAUGCAGGCGAUGACAGAAUUGAAAAGGUAAUGAUAUGGUGUUUCUGAAGGCAAUCGUUUACAUUCUUGUUUAGUUUUGACUAGAAUUUUUAUAAUAAUUUCCAUGGUGAAAUUUUACGUUUCCGUUUGUCUCAGAUUCAACAACUAGCCCAAGAUUCUUCUCAGUGCAACAAUACUAAUGAAAAGUUAGAUAUUAUAGAUGGUUUGAUGGCGCUUACUUGUGAACAUCUAAAGUCAUGUGUCGAUGAUGGCCGUCUGAUCCAGGUACUGUUUGAGUGCAUGCUGUUAGAACACUUUUCUUCAACAUUCCCAAAUCACACUGCAGUAAAAGGGAAGGAAGAGUGGAGCAAAGGUAAUUGUGUGGUGCUGUCCCAUAGUGAGCACGGAUAAUGGAAACAAUUAACAUCACUUCCCCGUCCCAUAGCGAGUGGGAGCAUGUCAAAAACAAUGAAUUAAGGCCCAGUCAAUUAACACUCAUAUUUUGAAAGUGCUUAACAUUUUUUGAAUUAUCAUAUCAAUCCUUUAAACUGUUUAUGAGCAAAACAUCUUAUUUUGUGGUACUUUGUAUGAUAAUUAGUCUAACUGGUAAAAUAUGUAAAGUUGUCUUUAGUUUUGUAUGCUAAACCUUUGUCUUCAUAGAAUCCGUUUCAUUAUUAAACACUUUGUUUCGGCCGUUAUCUGAUCAUGUUUUUUAGAUAUACGAAACUCUGUUUUGUUGAGGACUCAUUAGUCAUCAGACAGCACAUUAGUCAUAAUCAUGUGGUAAACCAUUCUGAUUACAUAUGUUGCACUAUGCCCCCUUAUUUUACCCGAAAUAAGUGAUUAGCAUUUUUGUUUCAAAUAAUCGAUCUUCUUUUUUAGAUUGAUAUUUUAAAGCAAUUUUACUGUCAGCUGACUCUUAUUGCCGUAAUUUCAAGCAAUUUCAACAUAGGCCUGAAGAUGAUGUAAAGUCAUUCUGCAUUCAUAUUUAAGAUUAUCCUUUUUGACCUUUGACUAAAUAUUUUUUAUUAUGAUAGGUAUUUGGAACACUCCUUGAAUCUUUCCAGAAAACUGUUUUGAAUGCUUAUAAAUCAAAAUUUGCCCAGGUAAUUCAUUCAGUCAGUGGCUUCUUUUCUAUUAUGAUUAUUAUCAUAAUGCUCAUAUUUUCUUCAUUUUAAGUUAUCUUCCUAUCUGCAUUUUGUUGCAUUUAUUUCCUUUUGCUGGUGUUUCUCUUGACUCUGUCCUCUUUUGCAGUUUAUUGUGUUCUAUGCUUGUUCUCUGGAUCCGGAAAAUUGUGGUGUACGAUUUGCUUUCACACUGAGGGAUAUAUUCUUGUCGAGAACCAACCCACCUCUGUUUAGGUAAAACCCUGCACCCUUGAUUAUACAAUUGUACCCUUGAUUUUUGUGCAAUUCCUCAUUUACUGUAAAGUUGUCACUCUGUUCAACAAAAGUUUCCCUUUGGCUAUGAACCUCCUUUGAUUUGGAUUUUGGAUCGACUAAACUCUUCUAUUUUCAACCCGGACUGGAGAAGAAGAAAUGUACAUUAAAUCAGAUCGUUGUCUCUUGAUCUCCGGGGAUCAGGUUAAAAAAUUAACGGUUCUACUGUUCUAGUUCUAUAAAAAUACUUCACAUUGAAAUGGAGCUUUGAUGACUUUGACUUUUGUUCUUUUCAUUUUCUAAGUCCGAGUUCUUUGUUAGAGUAUGCUUAAAUAUGAUGCUCCUGUGACGAAAAGGUUACAGUGCAAGAAUUCUUUGUUGGAAUGGCUCUUUUCCUACAGUUUCAACUUUGAUCGAAAAAUGUGUAUCAUGACCCAUUCCGACGAUGACAAUGCAUUUCAGGUGGUUUAUAUUAAGAACACAAUACUGUCAUCAAUAAGAUUGGAUUCUAUUAUGAAAGGGAAUAACAUUGAAGGGAAAUUGCCAAACUAUUUUUGAUUGGGUGUGAGAAGCAUGUAGUUAGUAAUUAUAUCUCCACUCCAUUUUUUAAUAUUUUCUCAUUAAGUUAAGUUGGAAGAUUCUGAGAUUUUUCUUUCAAGAUUUGGCUGCUUACCUCUCUUUGAUCCAUACUACUGCUGACUGUUGAUCCUCUCGUGUUGUAUGCAGGAUGAGUGCUGUUUCAUAUCUUGGAAGCUACUUGUCUCGAGCAAAGUUCCUUGGUUCAUCACUGGUUUUGGAAAUACUUGAAAGGUCGCCUCUCGUUCUUGUCUCAUAGAUAAAUGAGAAUUUAUGCGAUGUGCUAGCGAAUUGAAUCACAAGAGAUCAGAUAAUUUACACAUCAAGGUUAUCUACUAAUGGGGUGACAACUAGAUGCAUAGAUUUUGUUUUUAUGUAGUAAAUGACUACGCAUGCUGUCUUUAGAACUUUCUGGUGUUGCUUUUGGGGAAUCGGUUUUCAAUCUAGUUUUUAAAGUUUUUUCUCACACUUUUAUGUCAUAACAGUAAAUACUGUUUGGCAUCAGUUAAUUAAGAUGGUUCAUGGAAUUUUGAAUUGCCGUCCUUCGUCAUGCUUUGAUCACAACAAUCUGACACCUAUUUUAAAUGCGAUGUGCAGUUUAACAGAGUGGUGCUUUGAGUAUUGCCAGCUUAUUGACGUCAACAGGACAGCUGAACCUAAAGUCCACAGAGUCUUUUAUUCUGCAUGCCAGGUUGAAUGAAUCCUAAUUAUCUCAUAAUCUAUUCUUGAUCUUCCUCCCUUUCAACUAUCGAUGCCUUCGUCAUAUAUAAGAGGAACUUUGGCUUUUACUCGGACAGAAAUAAUUAGAAUAGUUUUGUAAGGCAUUUUUUGUGGAGAGCAUGCCACGUCCACCAAAUGAUGUUGACAUACGGUGGAUAAUUGUAGGGAGUGAGGAGAAGAUAAUUGUCUUAAAUUUAUCUUGAACAUGAGCCGUGUGGUUAUUUCGGUCAAUCAUCUUUUCCUGAAGAUUAUUAACCUGAGGUGAAAGUUUCCCAAUUGACUGUUUCAAAUUGUUUCCAAGUUUUAGUCUGAAAACAUCAAAGUGGACAGACUCUGGUAAGUCUUGCAAAACGAGAUGUAUAGUUUCCUUUAUCCAUUAAAAACGAAUGCAUAAAAGAAAAUAGAAAGAGACGAUGACUAGGCAGUAUAAGGAGAGGAUUUCCUCUUCUAUUCAUCGAUUAUUUUAUCUGAUAUUUUAUGUGGUGUCUAUUGGUUGACUCUUUUCUUAGUAAAAUGCAGGCUGUAAUGUACAUCUUCUGCUUUCGUAUGAGGUCAUUGAUGAUCGACCCCCACAACAAGAGCCGAGUUUUCCAUAUGCCUUUCGAAUCUGUUCUUCGCCAUCCAUUAGAUCCUUUGAAGGUGAGCCGUUUAACGUGAUUCCCUCAACACUUUUAGAAAUCAAAAUGUGUGGAUCCCAGCGCGGCUGCUUCCGACACCAGCGUACCAUUCUAAAAUGCCCUAUCUUGCUCCAAUUUUUUUACUCGGACUCCUUUGGGCGACAGGUUUGCCUACCGUCUAUAGUUGAGGAGUUUCUGCAGCAGGCAAAAGCCACUCAUUUGUUCUCAUCGUCAAAGGCCUUCAUAUUUGAUAAUUUUCUCGAAUCUGAGUUAUCCAAGGCCUUUGGGGGCAUACAGAGGCUUGACAUGUUCUUCCCAUUCGAUCCGUACCUGUUAAAAGGUUCUGACAGGUACAGUCACCUCUUCCUCCGUACUCACCAGUCUGACUUCAGUUUGGGUUCUCGUCUCAGCAUAUGCAUAUAUAUUUAUAUUCAUAUAUUCUAUUUUUCUCUGUUAUUGGCGGAUGUAAUGUCUGUACAUCGUAAAUGCCUAAGCAAGGUGCAAAGCGCAAGCUAAUGGCGGAUGUAGAAUCCUGUUUCUCAGAAGAUAGUCGGUAAUCCUUUAAUUGUGUUCUUCUUUCCAUUUUGAAGAUAUAUUCGGCCGAGCUUUGAGUUCUGGUCCACCGUCAGAAAAGCCUAUGAUGGGGAUGACAGUGAAGAUGAGUACGAUGGAGAUGAAGACCUCGAGAAUGGCCGGCAUGGAGUGAGUCUCGAGGAAGUGGAUUCUGAGGGUGGCUGUGGGCUCGACGGUGACCAGAACCCAGAAUCCGAAAGUGAAGGAGAGGAUGCAGAUCUCGGGUGCUCGCUGAACAAGAUGUCGAUCACCCCAAAGGACACCACAUUGAAGCACGGCUUGCCUGCCAAUCUCGGACCCCCUGCCAGAAUGCCCGCCAGGAUCAGACCCUCUACAAGCCCGAUUUGA